GCCUUGGAAUACCCCUAGGGAGAUAAGUACUCUGUCCUUUUUCAUCCCUCUUCCAAAAUGAUGGUAAUGUCUUCUACAGCUAGCAGGUAGUAGUAUUUACUUAGUAGAGAGGGUUGAACACUGUGUGUGUUUAAAUGAUGCAGACAAUUCUUGUUUCUCUUCCUCUGGAGUUUGUGCUAAAUAAUGUUAAAUAUUAAGGUUAAUGUUAUGUUAAUAUGUAAGUUAAAUAAUGUUAGAGCAGAUUAUGUUGAGACUUGUGUAGGUGAGUGGAGUUUAAUAUUUGAAAAUAUAUAGCUGGCUGAAUUUCAUGACAGCAAUAGCAAAUUUAUUCUACAUUCUCAUUAUUUGAAUCAUCUGCUCUGUCUACACGAGCAAACUUGAUACUUAAAUGUAUUUUGAGAUAAUGACAUCAAUAACAGGUAUUGGUCUAAUAUGAAGGUGUGGAUAGAAAACCAUCUUGUCAGCCUAGUUACCAAAUGACUUUGCUGGCAUUGUAGCCGUGUUGACUUUUUAUGUGAAUGCCUGACAUGUCACCUACAUGUCUGUGUGUGACUUUCCCACCAAAAUCUAACAGCAUGCUGAGGAAUAGACUUGAAACUAUUUUCGGAUCCCUCUCCUUUUCAUGUAGAAGCGGGACAGAAUUGUCAAAUACUUAAUGUGACACCCUGAUACUUGUAACAAAUGACUGUUAAUAGCAAACAUCCCAGACCGGCUAGAUGCACUCUGUUUCAGGAGCGGGAGUCGGCUUGUCUUUGUCUAGAUCCAUUGGUCUGAGUAGGGCUGUGCAUCGGCAAGUUCUAAAUUCCUUAAAAGGUACGUUAUGAUGAGAUUAGGGGUGCUUGAUCUUAAGGCGAAGGGUUUAACCUAAGCCCACACGAUCUUAAGUGGUGAGUGUUUGGCACCCGUUUGGUAACGCAUUGGGAGCUGCCGUGCCGCUCUGUACCUCAGGGAUAAGUUCCACUGUUAGGAAGCUAAAAGCUGUUCCUGUAUAGCUGAGGUUUUGGGGGAAACGGGGAUGUCACAGGAGCUGGGGCGAUGGAAAUAAGCAGCAAGAGGGCUGAAAGACGGAGGACUAAGAGCAUAGAGAACUGACCGAUACAUGGAUACAGCCAUGGAGACUUGUGUCUGUAUCUUGUAGAUGUAAUGGUAUAGCAUGGAUAGUUGUUGCUCCUUAGUGAUGCCGGACAUCAGCAGCAGAUGAAUUUAUAAGCCACAGAAAACCUAAUCAUGCCAGCAAUAUGUUUCUAAAAGAUUUUCUCCAUUAAUUGGCAUGCUGCUAUGGGGAAGCUGAUCCCUGUUAUCUUGUUACUUGCAGGCGCUGUGAUAAAUCAGAACCUGGAAUGACCUGCCCCUUUGAAGGUGUUAGAGCUUUCAUAAGCUAAGCUUAAAGCUUGAUAGUAAGAAAGAAGAGUAGCUGUCUCCAAGCUGGAUCAUCAGGGUGGAUUAUAGCUGUUUGUGUACUCUGGCCCUAGAAAUGUCAGGUGUAUCCCGUACUAACUGCCUUCCUUUGGUCCACUUUCCCGGGCGCCUCAGCAGCUCCGGGUGUUUCGAUUCGGAAGGGACGAGUGAUGCCUGCGGGGACGAGAACCUGAGGCUCCCGCGGGGCCGCGCUCGGUGCGUUAUCCCGUGGCGUUGUUCUGUCCCGGCGCGGCCGCACUUCCCGGCGCGGCGCGGGCGGGGCGGCGCCUCGCACACGUGAGCGGCGCGCGGCCAAUGGCGCGAUCGCGUGAUGCGCAGCGCCGGCUGCGCGCGCGGUGGGGUGCGCAAGAUGGCGGCGGGCGCGUGAGGGGUGGCGGCGGCCGCGCCGGAGGGACGGAGGGAGCCGAGGCCCGCAGGGAGCCGGGAGGGGCCGCUGGUGCCGCCCCCGGGGUGCGAUGGUAAAAUGACCCAGGCGGGGAAGAAGAAGAAGCGCGCCGUGAACCGCAGCAUCAUGCUGGCCAAGAAGAUCAUCAUUAAGGACGGCGGGACGCCUCAAGGAAUAGGUUCACCCAGUGUCUACCAUGCUGUUAUCGUGAUCUUCUUGGAGUUUUUUGCUUGGGGACUCCUGACAGCUCCCACUUUAGUGGUUUUGCAUGAAACCUUCCCAAAACAUACAUUUCUAAUGAAUGGUCUAAUUCAAGGAGUAAAGGGCUUACUGUCAUUCCUCAGUGCCCCACUCAUAGGUGCCCUGUCUGAUGUGUGGGGACGAAAGUCCUUCUUGCUGCUAACAGUAUUUUUCACCUGUGCACCGAUACCACUAAUGAAGAUCAGCCCAUGGUGGUACUUCGCUGUAAUCUCGGUGUCUGGAGUUUUUGCAGUGACAUUUUCUGUAGUUUUUGCGUAUGUAGCAGACAUAACCCAAGAACACGAGAGGAGCAUGGCCUAUGGUUUGGUUUCAGCAACUUUUGCAGCAAGUUUAGUCACCAGCCCUGCUAUCGGUGCCUACCUUGGCCGAGCGUACGGCGACAGCCUGGUGGUGGUGCUGGCUACAGCAAUCGCCUUGUUGGACAUUUGUUUCAUCCUUGUUGCUGUACCGGAAUCGCUGCCAGAGAAGAUGAGGCCAGCGUCCUGGGGAGCACCCAUUUCAUGGGAACAGGCUGACCCCUUUGCAUCCCUGAAGAAAGUCGGCCAGGACUCCAUUGUGCUGCUAAUCUGCAUAACAGUCUUUCUUUCCUACCUCCCAGAGGCAGGCCAAUAUUCCAGCUUCUUCCUAUACCUCAGACAGAUAAUGGGAUUUUCAUCUGAAAGUGUUGCAGCAUUUAUAGCAGUUCUUGGGAUUCUUUCCAUUAUUGCACAGACAAUAGUGUUGAGUUUACUGAUGCGAUCCAUUGGGAAUAAGAACACCAUCCUGCUGGGCCUGGGGUUCCAAAUCCUGCAGCUGGCCUGGUACGGCUUUGGGUCAGAGCCAUGGAUGAUGUGGGCGGCCGGCGCUGUGGCUGCCAUGUCCAGCAUCACUUUCCCAGCCGUCAGCGCCCUGGUCUCACGAACCGCCGAUGCCGACCAGCAGGGUGUUGUUCAAGGGAUGAUUACAGGAAUUCGAGGACUGUGUAAUGGUUUGGGACCAGCGCUAUAUGGUUUUAUAUUCUAUAUAUUUCACGUUGAAUUGAAUGAACUGCCCAUGCCCGAAUCAUCGUCAGGAGGUAGCGUGGUUGCGCAAUACCAUUUACAACAGAACUCCAUAAUUCCUGGACCCCCAUUCUUAUUUGGAGCGUGCUCUGUGCUGUUGGCACUACUUGUUGCCUUGUUUAUUCCUGAACAUACGAACCUAAACGUAAGAUCCAGCAACUGGAAGAAACACUGUGGCAGCCACAGCCAUCCCCACAGCCCACAAGCUCCUGGUGAAGCUAAAGAACCAUUACUGCAAGAUACAAAUGUAUGACAAAUAUCCAGGAAGACCGUUUGGACUCUUCUUUCAUCAGCAGUGUGGGAUACACAUUCCAACUCCAUCAAAAUGUAAUUUCUUAAGGUAAUCUUAAGAAGCAUCUCUCUGCAUGAAAUCUGUAGGAAUUGAAACAGGAGCUUUCUCCAAAGAUGUUGCCAUUGAACUAAAAAACUUGCUUUUAUAAACAAACUGUUACAUACUUGUCUCUUGCCAUGAAUACUGUUACUGCUAAACUUUCCAUUCUUAGUUCAGAGACAAACAAUAGAGUCAAGGCAUGAGCAUGUGUCCUUCUGUUUCCUUACGGUGGUGAGCUUUAAUUCUAGUCACGCUAUGUCUCAAUGAGACAGACUGGCAUCCAUGUGGACCCAUUCGUUUUAAUGUUGUAAAAUCUUGGGUCAGCUGAUUCGAAGCCUUAAUGUAAAUGUACUUAAGUAGGGAGGUGAAUUGGUAUCAUUUCUUUUAAAAGUCACAUGGCAGGUUUUUUUUAAGUUUGUACUAAUAUAAAAAUCACACGAGCACGCUUGCUGAACAGUAAAAGUUAUUUUUAUGUAAGUGCAUUUACUCUUUCUAUUUUUGAAGAAACGGUCGUAUCAAACACUUGUUGAAAUACAAAGUGGGUGUUUUGGGCCUACAGAUUUUAAUACUGGCUCUAAACCUCUGCUUUCCUCCGUACCGUUUAUUAAACCACUCUAUUUCUGAUGUUCGCGUAAUCAUCAAGGACCUCAAAACUUGAAUACACAGACUGAACUCUAUAAGCUGAUAGCCUUGAAUCUGUCGUGUGCUAUAUAGUGGCCUUUGAGGACUGUCACGAGAACCCUUUUGCAUUACAGAGCUAAAGUUUUAGUCCUAAAUUUUCAGGACCCUUAGUACAGAAGAGAGCUUUAUACAAUUACUGAUGUGAAUUUCUCUAAAAGUGUAUAUUUUUGUGUCCAGUUGUAUUAUUUAAGUGUUCCUUUGUAUAAAUUUGUGUAUAAAGUAUUGUAUAGGUUUAAAAUGUUUUCAUCUUGUGGUUAUUGCUUAAUGCUUUUUUACCUUUGAACAUUCACCAUGGUUGACCAAGAGCAGGAAAAAAAAUGUAAAUAUACUGUUAAUAAAGUUGAAUAUUUUAAUGAAUUUUUAAA
This is a messenger RNA of Motacilla alba alba, 4482 nucleotides long. RefSeq names its product major facilitator superfamily domain containing 14A (gene SLC71A1). Bases 1883 to 3358 code for a protein of 491 amino acids. Gene Ontology annotation, cellular component: membrane. NCBI's taxonomy places the organism in Eukaryota, Metazoa, Chordata, Aves, Passeriformes, Motacillidae. The record is from RefSeq and is a predicted model, not a curated record. The transcript is spliced from 12 exons. Gene Ontology annotation, molecular function: transmembrane transporter activity. Gene Ontology annotation, biological process: transmembrane transport.